AAAAGGUGCUGUUAAGGGUGGCUGGGGGUGGGGAAAGGGGGGCUGUGGCUGAAGUUGGCAGUCAGUGUUGUGAAGAUGGAAGAACGUCAACUUGAUAAGCCCCCAGAUGAAAGGUUGAAGAUGAGGCUCCACAUGUGGUUCCAAUGCGAGUUGGGGUCAAAGUAGGAGACAUGUCCCUUCAGGAUACCAUUCUGUGUGAUGGCCUAAUGGACGCCUUUUAUAACAACCACAUGGGUGUAACAGCUGAGAACGUGGCGAUGCAGUGGCAUGUGAGUCGAGAGGAGCAGGACAAGUUUGCUGUACAGUCCCAGAACCGAACUGAGGCAGCACAGAAAGCUGGCUAUUUUGAAAAAGAAAUUGUUCCUGUCUCCGUCCCUUCCAGGAGAGGUCUUCCAAACUAUUUGGCACUCAACCAGUGACUGAAGACCUUGCUG
This is a messenger RNA of Callorhinchus milii (elephant shark), 434 nucleotides long. RefSeq names its product acetyl-CoA acetyltransferase, cytosolic-like. Bases 144 to 419 code for a protein of 91 amino acids. Gene Ontology annotation, biological process: fatty acid beta-oxidation. The record is from RefSeq and is a predicted model, not a curated record. Gene Ontology annotation, molecular function: acetyl-CoA C-acetyltransferase activity. The transcript has 4 exons. NCBI's taxonomy places the organism in Eukaryota, Metazoa, Chordata, Chondrichthyes, Chimaeriformes, Callorhinchidae.